This is a messenger RNA of Linum trigynum, 2996 nucleotides long. The record is from the annotation of a GenBank genome assembly. Lineage: Eukaryota; Viridiplantae; Streptophyta; Magnoliopsida; Malpighiales; Linaceae.
AACCACCAAGUCAAGCUAGCUCACGAGCUGAGCAAAGUUUAGCUCAAACUCUACUCGUUUCUGCAAACGAUGAACAACUCGACUCAUUUGUAGGUAACCCUACUCGUUACAAAGUAAAUAGGAUUGGGGGGAAAGAUAGGCAAGGGGGUUGGUCCUAGGUCUAUCAAAUAAUUCUGACAAAUAUGUAUGUGCCCCAACAAUAAAUUAGACCUAUCACAAAGAAAAUGGAAUGUUUAUGUGAAAAUGAAAUAUAAACAAAAAUAUGGUAAGGUUGUAGAAAAAGCUUGAAUUAUUGAAGGAUAGAAAGAAAGGAGUAAAGAAAUUGGAUGUGAAGGAAAGGCCAAAGUUAUGGGAAAGCAACCCUCCAAUAUCUCUCCCUCCCCCUUCUUCCCCCCUCCCCCCAAUCUCUCAUUAUUUCUCUCCACUCUAUUGCUCCCCAGCCAAAGAAACAAAACAUCAGUUGGAGGCCCCGUGGAGAGAGAGAUAGUAAUGAUUUGAAAGAAGUGAAGGCAAGAAAACAAACAUUAGAGUGAAAAGAAGAAGAAAGAAAUUGGAAGUGACCCAUCCAUUUCCCUUUCCUUUUGUUUUUUCGCUUUGCUUCUUCCUUCCCCUUUUCUCUAUUUUGGAUGGUAGAGAGAAAGUAAUAUAUUUAUCUCUACGAAGCUGGAGCAGCAGUAGUUCAGUGUACUACAGCUUCUUUAAGCAUGUUCAUCUUCUUCAUAUUGCUAUCCCCUGCUUACCCACUCCUGGUUUCUUCAUUUCCCUUCUCUUCUGGCCGCUGAUUAUGGUUGGAUUGAGUGUUUGAGUUGGGUGAUAGGAAAAGGAGAGAAAGAUGCCAAGGCCUGGGCCAAGACCUUAUGAGUGUGUUAGGAGAGCUUGGCACAGCGAUAGGCACCAAUCGAUGAGAGGUUCAAUCAUUCAACAGAUUUUCAGGGUUGUGAGUGAGACUCACAGUGCUGCAACUAGGAAGAACAAGGAAUGGCAGGAGAAGCUGCCUAUUGUGGUGUUGAAGGCCGAGGAAAUCAUGUACUCGAAAGCUAACUCUGAGGCUGAGUACAUGAGCCAUGAAACCCUUUGGGAUCGUGUAAAUGAUGCAAUCAACACCAUCAUUCGCAGGGAUGAGAGCAGUGAAAGUGGGAAGCUUUUGCCGCCUUGCGUUGAAGCCGCCUUGAAUCUGGGCUGCAUUCCUGUGAGAGCUUCAAGAAGUCAAAGGCAUACUAAUCAGAGAAGUUACCUCACCCCAAGAGUCCAAGAACCUCCCCCACCUUCUUCGCCAGUGCCUGCAAGAACCUUGAAUGAUGCACAUGCGGAAAGAUGCCCUCAGUUACCGCCUUUUCACUCUGGCAAUCAAUAUACAAGAGCACCAGCAACUUUGGAUUCAUCACCUCUUCCUGCUUUCGAGCGUAACAGUCAAAGGACUGGUGCUCCCAGCCAUGCUGGCUCUUUGCCAUAUGAUGGUGUGCCUUUGGGGCAUGUCUAUCCGUUAUAUUAUGGAGAUCACUAUCAAUACAAGGAGCCUCAGUUUGUGUCCCAAGUCCCAGAGAGAGCAGCAUCAAACCCAAUAUACGUGGGCAAACCCAUCGGUACGGCAGCAGCUGUAGAUCCUGCUGCUGAAAUGGGUGCAUUGCAGAAUUUCUUCUCCCCAGGUCUUGAGAUUGCUUCACCAAGGACUACUCUUCCUGCCUAUGAACAAAGAGCAGGAGCACAUUGUGAUUUGUCAUUGAAGUUGGGUUUCUCCUCAGAUCCUUGUAUGACCUUGGAAAGAAGUUCGGGUCAUGGAGACAACAAUGGAAGGUUCAAUGAUCCAUCUCCAGCAAACAACCAGGAGUUCAGUUUUUUCCCUGCUAGUAGUAGUCAUGGUCCAUUUGAGUUCCCUGCAAUGAAAGGUGGCCCUAGUACAGAUGCUUCUACCAUUAGAGAGCACAGAGCACACUUCAGUGGCGAUGUGGGGGAGGAUGGACAGUACUCCUGCUGGCCACCAGGGUUUCCCACAAACAGGUUCGUCGGUUGAACCAUAGAGGGGUCAGGUUUGUAGGCAAAUGUUUUUGUUGUGUGUAGACGAAAUGUAUAUCCGUGCGGGAGUUUGUGUUCUGCUUUUGAACUAUAUGCUCAGCCAAUCCUUUUUGCUGCUGUCAUUUUGCUAUGUUAGAGUUCAGAUGCAAGGGAUAAUGUUGAGAUUGGCAGGCAGGCUGUGAUGAGGUAAAAUUGUAAAUGAGAAUCAAUUUUCAAUGCUUAUUCCAAGUUGGUAUUAGCUGGUCUUUUGAGGCAUAGACAAUGCAGGACUUAUAGUUGUCCUGUGAGUUGUGACCUAUAAGCAGAUAUAACUAGAAUCAGUUAAAGACUCAAUUAUACUGAAAAAGAUGAUCUCUUUUCAUCUAAUAGUGCCAGAAAGCCCUCAUUUUGUGUAUGCACGCUUGAUUUUUCCUGUUUAAGUUAAUGUGAAGGUUUCUUGGUGCUAAUGAUGUGCUGUAGAGGCUUUGUUGAGUGUUGCAGAGCAUUGCCAUUUCAACUUCCACUUUUGUGGAGGUAGUUAUGGUGUAGCAAGGUCCUAGUUUGGUGGCUCAUUCUACAAUGUGAUUGUCCAUCCACCUACUUCUAAGGCUACCCAUCCUAUCUCAUUGAUUUAACAUUAGAAGAGGGUAGGUUUCAUUUUGGCUGAGGGGUAGUUGACUCCUCCACAGUAAAUCUUUGAAGCUUUGCUGCUCCAAUGUCAGAUUUGGGAGGGUAAUUGAAACCUUGUUAAAGGUGCAAGCUUUGUUCACAGAACUCACAGAUUUCACUUCGCAUUGAUCGACCUGUGUGGAUUGUGAUUUGUGAUUGCACAGAAUUCAUGAGUGAAACACAGAACAACGUGUUAAACUGGAGUUGUAUUGCUUUUUUGCCUUGAUUGACUACUGUGUUUUUGAACUUUCACACUCCAUCUGACAGCUCAGUUACACCAUCAAAUAACCCAUUUAGCAGAAAUGGAAGAAUCAUAUUAAAUUGUUGAAUGAUUC